UAUAAAAGUUGCAUAACUCCCAGUGCCUUCCUAAUUAUUGGAAGGAAAGAGCAUUCCAUACGACCGCAGAAGUGCAUCUAAAAGCACCGCGGAAUGCGGUGACCACCUUCUUUGUUCGACGGCAAAGCCGCCGCCGCUGCGCAGAUGAUGACCAGAGUUUCAAUUUACACCCAAAUUCGCCGAUUUGUCCCCUACACCCUCUCUGUUUAGAUCAUCUCUGCCGCUGCUAUUCUGGCCGACGAAGAAUGCGAUCGCGGCUUCUACAAAACACACCGCGGAGUCUGCUGCAGACUCUGCCGCCCAGGGACAUUCAACAAUGUCGACUGCAUCGCCGAUGGCAUGGACUCCUUGUGUGAGCUAUGCCCUGAGGGCACCUUCAGCAACCGAGAGCACCAGGAGAAGACGUGCAUGCCGUGCGGGGCUUGCGGACCAGAUGAGGAGGUGGCUCACGCCUGCUCCUUGGCCCAGGACACCGUGUGCCAGUGCAAGGAGGGGUUCAAGAGAGACCCUGGCUCGCAGCUCUGUGUUCAUGAAGGGCCCAGCCAAGCAACCAUCGUGUUGGGAUGCAUCGCUGCACUCUCACUGAUCGCUACAACUGCCAUCCUCAUCGUUUAUAGACGGAGACAGAAGCUCUCUCGCGCCGGGUACGAAGAGGCGGCACCGCUCCUUGUCGUCGAAAAGCACGGGACCCAGGCAGACGGUGACAUUGCUGAUGAAACGGUAAGGGGGGUGAUGCAGGAAUACGCAGAGGAGCUAAAGGAAUGGGUCGGUGAGAACCCGACCCCUCUCCUGGAGCAUCUGAUCAACAACUGCACAAUCACACGGAAAGUUUACAGCACGGCCGAAAGCAAGGGUGGAGAGGACUGCGUGGAGUUUCUACUUCACCACUUCCUCAACCAGGGAGGGAAGGAGUACUUCAGGCUCUGGAACGCUCUCUACGCCGUUAGAAAAAACUACCUGCAGCUGUGGAAGAUGUUCAACGAAAAGGGGGAAGCAGUGUUGGCUGUUACAAAAGCCAAGCCACAGCUGAAGGCUUGGAUCGGCGUGAACCCACGACACCUUCUGCUGCAGCUCAUCAACCAGUCUAUGAUUCCAGGCGACAUCAUAGCCAAAACGAAAUCGGCAAACAGCGACGAGGACCAUGCCGAGAUCUUGCUCGACUUCUUCAUCAGACGGGGCAACGACGACUGCGAUAAGCUGCUGUUUGCAUUGCACAUCGUGAAGAACAAGUACCCCGACGUCAAGAAGUGGCUGAGCUCCCUCAGGUUCCUCAAGAUGCUCUUGACCAAGGCCCCUUUGUUUUUGGAUCAGUACAAGGACAAAGGGUUAUAUGGCCAUAUUCGCUUCAACAAGAAAGACAUAUCCGAAGCUAUACAAGAUGAUCUGGAACCCCUGCUCACCUGCCUGGAAAAAAGAAACUACUUCAGCAAAACCAUCGCACAGGACCUGAGAGCAAUGGAGAACAAACACGGACGGGACGUGGCGGCAAAGCACGUGUUAGAGCUCACGUUGGGGAAGAGCCGGGUAAAGCCCAGGCUGUUCUUGGAGGUUCUUUGGGGACUUCGAGAUCAACACCCCAAGUUUAACUCCAUCUUUCGUAACAUGUGAGCUUUGUUAAGCCAGAUUCACAUUUCAGAUCUUUUUUUCAAUCUAAUUUUGUUUUGCCUUUUGUACCAGCUCACUGUGAUCCUAAGCAAUUUGAGGCUGUAAUUUAAUCGGCGUUUGUUAAAUGAUUUCCUUUAGCAAUAUACACAUUAAGAUGGUCCUUUAGCAUUUACACGUUUAAAUGGUUCUUUAGUACAUAUACGUCAAGGUGGCACGUUAGUGUAUACGUUAAGAUGGCACUUUAGUAUAUAAGUUAAGAUGGUCCUUUAGCACAUAUGUUAAGAAGCAUCGGGAAGUGCAAUAAAGAGUCCCACAUUGUUAAAAAAAAAAUAGUUUUACCUUUUGCACCAGCUCACUGUGAUCCUCUGCAAUUCAAGGUCGUAAUUUUAUUGCCGCUUGUUAAGUGAUUUCCUUUAGCAUAUACACGUUAAGAUGGCCCUUAAGCACACAUGCUAAGACGCAUCCAGGAAGUGCAAAUGAGAGUCCCACAUCGUCAAUUCCCUCCUCUGUCCCUUCCCACCCCUGCCCGCUCCUCUCGCCCCUUGCUUGGCCAUGUAAUUUAACAAAUAAGGCUUGCAUUUUUAAAAAAGACAUCGCCUCCAUUAAGAACUCCUCCCAGCUCUUCUCUGCUGAAGUGACCCUCAAUUUCAGAAAUCUGAAUAUUUAUUCAUACUGGAGGAGAAACCCCCUGAGCCAUCAAGCUAUUUUUCACAAACGUCCAGUAGGGGCACGGGGUCAGAACCACUGGCGGAGCCAGUGGGGGGGAGGGGGGGGGGUUUGGGUGGCAUGUGCCCCCCCAAUGAUCCGAUCAAAAUCCCCAAUUUCGAUCGGAUCAUUGGGGUUUAUUAGUAAUAAAUCGGCAUUUUGCGACCCCCACUGCCACUGUGUAGCAUAUUAUUGUGCCAGGGCCUCUAUGAGAUGAUAGGACAAUAGUCUGAGUCCAUCAUUGGCGAUAAGUAACGGCAAAGCGGUUAUAAGUGACUCGCAGAAUUGUGCGCAGUUGCGUAUACAGAACACGACUUCCCUGAAGGCAAACACCUUCAGCGAGCAUGAUGCCGAUCACACACGGUUCAAAAUCGACCCUCGAUCGAUGGCUGUGCCAUCGCCGCACACGCGUUGAAUAAAAAGCAAGGGACAAGUCCUUACUAUCUAACAACUCCUAUCAUUUUUCAUUGCUGGAGGGGUUGCCCCCCCUACCUGAAAAUCCUGGCUCCGCCAUUGCGUGGAGCUAAUAAGAGUGCCGUUGAGCGCAAAUCAAAUAUUCUUGGUUCUUUCGGUAAAGUCACGUGGAUAGAAAAGAAAAAGAAAAUUUAAUUAAAUAAAAAUGAUGGCAAAUUUUUUGUAUUUCAUGAUUUAUUUAUUUUUUUCUACGUGGCUUUACCGAAAGAACCAAAGGAUAUGAAUUCCUGCAGUCACGAAAGUCUUAAGCGCAAAUCAAGGCCGAGGUUGAUUUCUUCGUGCUGAAUCCUGGGAGUGCGCCACUACCGUUGGGUCCUGAUAGGGGGCGGGGGUAUCCCCUUUGGCUGUACGCGACCUCGGGAGCAAAUUUGCACACCCCUGGGCUUCUGCUGCUUUGCCCCGUCACCCAGGAGAGGAGUGUGUGUAAGGGUUGCUCGGAACGGUCGUCGCGUCGUUCCGUAUCCGUUUUGUUGCUGCGGUGUUCUGUGAUUGUCGACACGCGGGUUUGGCUGAGUUAAGCUGGUCAAAUACAAGCUUAUGUAAAAGUGUGCUAUUACUGUUGCCGAGCGUUUCGAAGAGUCGGUUGUACUUGUAUUCUUGGUUCUUUCAGAUAAAGUCACGCAGAUAGAAAAUCUAAAAUAAAAAAAUUAUUUUAAUGUUUAUUUUCUAUCUAUGUGACUUUACCGAAAGAACC
This is a messenger RNA of Lethenteron reissneri (Far Eastern brook lamprey), 3478 nucleotides long. RefSeq lists its product as uncharacterized. The record is from RefSeq and is a predicted model, not a curated record. Gene Ontology annotation, molecular function: protein binding. NCBI's taxonomy places the organism in Eukaryota, Metazoa, Chordata, Hyperoartia, Petromyzontiformes, Petromyzontidae.